This is a messenger RNA of Helicoverpa zea (corn earworm), 3334 nucleotides long. It is a transcript of the gene cos, whose product is annotated as kinesin-like protein costa. Gene Ontology annotation, biological process: mitotic spindle organization; microtubule-based movement. Gene Ontology annotation, molecular function: microtubule binding; ATP binding; microtubule motor activity. The record is from RefSeq and is a predicted model, not a curated record. Lineage: Eukaryota; Metazoa; Arthropoda; Insecta; Lepidoptera; Noctuidae. The transcript is spliced from 6 exons. The coding region runs from base 237 to 3068 and encodes 943 amino acids.
UUUGGCGUUUGCGUGUGGUUUUAUUGAUGAAAGUUGUUGCUGUUUAUAUUUUUGACUAUACUAAUCAAAUUGUGAAUUGUAUUGUGUAGAUAAAACAAUAACUGUGGUAUCAGUGAAAGUUUAGUAAUCAUAUUUAUUGUGAAGAGUAGCCACUUACUUCGUAUAUAAUGUCGUGAAUGUAAACGUAAAUUGAAUAGAGAACUUUCAUGUUCCUGGAUCUUUAACUAUACAUAAAAAUGGAUAUCCCAGUGCAAAUAGCCGUAAGGCUGAAGCCUCCGAGCCUUGAGGACUCAUCUCAGUGCAUAUUCAGCAAUCCUGUGACCCAAAUAGUGAUCACUGAAAGUGGGCAAACAUUUCACGUGAAUAGGGCUUUGCCUGUAGAUUGUACGCAGGCAAAUCUUUUCAACUCGUUCAUGAUACCGCAAAUCAACUGCUUCUUGGACGGGUGUGACACUUCAGUCGUCGUAUUCGGACAAGCCAAGACUGGCAAAACUUACACUUUAUUUGGACCAGGUUUUGAAUGCAUUCACAGUGAAUGUGAUCAAGGAAUUGUGCCCCGGUUUUUAUCUGAAAUAUUCCACAAACUGAACCAAAUGCCAGAGAGAGAAUUUAUAUUGCACAUAACAUGGAUGCAAGUUGUUAAUAACAACAUAUUUGAUGUGUUGGGAGCUGGGCUGGUUAGGUGCUGUAAUGUGGAGGAAGCCUUCCAGUACUUACAGCUGGGGUGGCGGCAGCGGUGCCAGGGAAACAACCACACUGUGUUCACUGUCAGUGUUGAACAAAAGUGGGUCAGCACCAAUGGAGUAUUAAAUCAUAGAAUGUCCACAGCAAGCUUCUGUGAUCUAGCUGCAUACCCAGAGCCAGGUCUAUUUGCUCUAGAGAACAUAAUAAAAGAGCUGCUAGCAGGCAACCCACCAAAGCAAAUAAACUAUGACCAGUGCAUACUCACUGCAAUGCUUAGAGACUCUUUUGGAGGCAGAGCUUUUACCUGGGUUAUUGGCUGCAUUAGUGCAGAACCUGAAGACUACCAGGAAACUUUAAAAACUCUAAACUUGUGUUUAUGCUGCAGGGGUAUCAAGAACUUUGUAACUGUAAACUUGUUUGCAGACAACAAUACUCCUGUUUACACUGAUAAAGCUGUAUUACCACACCCAGACAACAAUUUUAAUUUACAAUUUGCUACAACACAGUGGAUUAAAUUGGUGUCUAAUGCAGAGGGACUUUUCAACAAAAUCCUUCAGUCCAAAUCCUUGUCUGAUGCUGAUAUUAAUCAAGUCAGUGAAUGGUUGUUCCUAAAAGCUGAGUGUGAUGAAUGUUUAAAUGGUGAUGCCAGUGUUGAUAACAAAGAUGCUAAUAUCAAACAAGGAUUGCCAAGAAUAGCUGAAGACACAGAGCCAAGUGAGCCCAGUGAGUCUGACGUGGACUCAGACUCAGAGGAAGAUACUCAUUCAGACACAGUCUUCCAAGAUAAACUUGAAAAAUUCAUGGAAUAUUUCAGAGAAAAGAAUGAUCAAUUAUUUGCUGACAGGUGUGAAGAAUAUCUUAAUCACAUUGACUCUGAUGAUAUAACAAUAUCAGAAUUAAGUGGGUCACAGUCCUUACCUGUUAUGACAUCUCAGUCAAAUUCUGGUAGAAGAAGAACUAUACAACCUGGUGAAAGUUUGUCAGGAGCAGAGUUAGAGCUACUAAGGAAAGUAGCAGCUAAAGCUAUCUCACCUGAAUCUCAAAAGAUACUCAUAGAAUCUCACAAAAAGGAUGUUGAUCCAGAACCAAAGUUGAUUGAAAGGGAACUGCUCAAAAUGAUUGAUUCUCCAAAGACUGAAGAAAUAUGCAAGAAGUAUAAAAUGACAAAGGAAAAGUAUACUCAAAAGCAAAUAUUGGCCAGAAAACUGUCAAAAGAAAUAAAUGGAAGCCAAUCACAACUAAAAGAACUGAUAAAUCUUUGUAUAGCCAAAGAGAGACUUAUAAAUGACUUAUCGAAAUCUAUGUGCCAUACACAAAACAAACAUUAUUCAGAUAAGAUAGAGUCUAGUAUAAUAGACCAAGAUACAAUGAGGGAAAUAAAAAGACACGAGACAAAUCUCAAAACUUAUAAAAAACAAAUUGAACAAAUCAAAAGACAGAUCAAAAAAGACGAAAAACGCAAAAACACAUUAGAUGUAGAACUGGUUAAAGAUAAGUUAAAGCUUGACGAACUGUCUGAUACAUCAGUAGAUAUAAAAGACAGGAAAACAAACUCAUUGAAACACUUCACACACAGAAUCACACAAUUAGACAGUAUUUUGAAAGAAAAGACAAAUGAUUUGGAAACAUUAGAAAUGUCCAAAGAAAAGGAGUUAUUGUUGAGGAAGGAGAUCAAAAACUUAAGGAAGACUAGAGAAUGUUUGCAUGAACAGAGAUGUAGUUUAGGACAUAAGAGAAAAAUAUAUAAAUCACUUUCUGACUCUGAGGAGCGCAAGCUACUUGAAUGCGAGGAAGCUAUAGAAGCGAUAGACACGGCAAUUGAGUACAAAAAUAAUUUGAUCUGUGGCAAGUCCCCAUCUGCCUCACUGUCGGAUUCUCAAGACAACAAAGACUCAAGGAGCAGAGGAGAGCAAAUGUUGAUGGCGAGGCUAGACAAACUGUCGCAUGAUGAGAUGAAAACCUUGCUUUAUCGGUAUUUCCAAAAGGUAGUGGACCUCCGCGGUGCUUGCGCAGCUCUGGAGGCGGGCGUGGCGUCUGCCAGUGAGGAGGCGGCAGUGUGGCGAGCGCGGGCUGCAGCCGCCUGGAGACACGCGCAACGGCUCAGACCACACGCUCAUACCAGGCACUUCCAAUCAUUCCAUAGAUGUCUGGACGGCGGCAAUGCGGAGCGCGCGUUGUCUCUGGGCAUGACGACUGAUUCAGAGACUUCAGACGAUGCCAUGAGACUGGUGGACCGCAUGAAGAUGCUUGCUAGGUGUCCGCCGCCUCCUGUUAUACCUAGUCAAAACCUGAGACAGCUGAUGCCAGCUACCAAUCUUCCCGUGGCUAAAGUGACCAAGGAGAAGAACAAACUGAUCAUAGUACAACAAAAUAAAAAGCACUGAUACUUGUACAUCAUUUUAUUUGCUGUUUUCAAUUCUAUCUUCUUUAUGUGUUUUAUGAACUACCUACCUAAUAUUGUUGUUACAUGAAUAAUUAUUAGUGUAGUUAUGAAUUCUAUUGUGGUUCCACUAUACUACUUUCAUCACAUUUUUUAGAUCUUGCAAUGUGUAAAUAAUUUUAAUGUUAAUCUAUUUCUAAUCAUAAUUUUGUAUAUAUGUUUGCCAAUUGAUACUUACUAGCAUGUAUAAAAAUAUAUUUAUCAUCAACA